AUGGAAAGUCUUAACAAAGGCAACAACUCCACAUCAAACUCAUCAAUGAAUACUGAUGAUACCACCGAACCAGGUAGGCAAAUCGCCGGUUAUGCAAUGUCGGUGUUGACACUAUCAUGUGUGGUGGCCUCUUGGAUAUUGAAUAUCAUCGUCUUCAGAGCACUGAAUAAAGUAGGCGAGAAGAAAAUGAAGGUAAAGUUUUUCAUGCAAAGCGCCAUCGUGGGAGAUGUUUUGCUGUCCACCAGUUUGGGGAUGCGGACGAUUUUUGCAUUGGCUGGCGUGGACGAUCAGAACGAGAACGCUUCAGUAGCGAGUAAAUGUGCUAACGUCGUUUAUGACUUCUACGGCUAUUUCACUGCCUUCUACCAAAUCUUAUCAUGCAUGAUAUUGGCCAUGGAUAGAUUCUAUUCCAUCCUGAAACCUUUGGCCUACUACACCAUGGUAUACGGCAGAACGGCCAAGGCUUUGUCAGUCGGUGUACCAUUCGCUGUUGCAUUUAGCUUGUCCAUUCCAAUUGUGAUCCUGAAAAUCAAGCCAGAGGAAGAGCUGAUCUCGCUCUGCUACCGAGCGAACAAUUCCGCAAGGUACACCGAAGAGAUCCUGCCUUUUCUUAUCAUCGUGUUCGUGGUUUUCACAUUGCUUAUUUCCUGUGGCGUCUUCGUGCUUAUGGGAUAUCAGAAGAGAGCGUCGCGUGAUACACUUGGAGAGCAUAGGGACAACUUCAAGCGUCAAGUCAGGCUGGCCGUCACCUUCUUCUUUGUCCACAUUACCUACGCCCUGAUGUAUAUACCCGGUGCCCUGUACUUCUCGUUCCUUGCAGAAAAUCUACUCUCUCAACCGUACCUUAAUUUCUAUCUCGCUCAGGGAUCGCUUAUUAUCUACUUGAGCAACACGAUCAUCGACCCUUUGAUUUACAUGUUUAGGAUAGAAUCCAUUAAAACAUGUGUUAAGACCAUGUGCUGUGGAAAAAAUGGAGAAAUAAAAUGCAAGCUAGGUGUAACAACAUGGAAGAAAAAGACCGAAGAGAUUGCCACAAUAACUGGGGCAAGUCAAAUUGACAAUCCUGUCUAG
Molecule: messenger RNA, 1071 nt
Organism: Liolophura sinensis
Lineage: Eukaryota; Metazoa; Mollusca; Polyplacophora; Chitonida; Chitonidae
Product: melanocortin receptor 3-like
Exons: 1
Coding region: 1-1071 (356 amino acids)
Biological process (GO): G protein-coupled receptor signaling pathway
Cellular component (GO): membrane
Molecular function (GO): G protein-coupled receptor activity
Source: RefSeq, a predicted model, not a curated record